This is a messenger RNA of Hyaloperonospora brassicae, 528 nucleotides long. The record is from the annotation of a GenBank genome assembly. NCBI's taxonomy places the organism in Eukaryota, Oomycota, Peronosporomycetes, Peronosporales, Peronosporaceae.
AUGGACUACGUGUGGAACCAGUUCCAAGCCGCGUAUCAGCGCAAAGGGUUCUCCGUGAUGGACGAAGGCGCGGGAAAGCUGUCGCAGCCGCUCAUGACGAGCAACAGCGAAGACGACGAGAGCGAAGACGACGACACGCAGGAGCUGAACGGUCUGUUGCCCCGUGCAGCGCUGCCGAAGCGCGUGGAUGAGGCGGCAGCGACGCGACGGAAGAAGAGGCGGCGCAAAGACGACGAAGAUCUGGGGGAAGUGGCUGCCGUGCGUCUCGCGCCUUUGCUGCUGCUGCGGUCGGUGAGCAAAGCGACAGUGUCGCUCUCGACCGCGUGGAGUCUCUUGCGGCUGCAUGCGCACCGCAAAAGCUCUGGCUACACGUCCAGGAGCUUGUUGCCCACCUCGGCGGCCACACGGCCGACAGCUCUCGCGCCGGAGACGGACGCGGCGUCGGACCGUGCGCUGGCGGUGCUGGCCGUCGUCACGCUGGGGGUCUGCGGCCUGUUGCUGCUCGGGGUGUACAUCCACACGACGUAG